GUCGAGGGGGAGGGACAGCCGCUCGGAUCGGAUGCAAAAAGGAAGGGUGAAAGAGGCGUGCAAAGCGGAACAACGUGAUCGUCUGGCUCGGCAGUCGUAGGUGAGCGUCGCGACACACACGAGCGUGGUCCCUUCGCGCUAGUAACACGCGGUCUGGAGUCGUUCACGCGCCGUGUUCGGUCCACAACGGUUCGAAUAAGCCUCGCUAACUGGCCGCCGUGUGUCAGAGAGUGGGACACUGGCGCAGGGCCAGUAGGAUCCACCGAUAUAAAGAUCUGCGGUCACGCGGCAACUCGUUUGUUCAUCGUCCCAAGUGCAGCGAGUGGACAGCCCCCGCAAACUGGUUCCGUGCGCGUUAUGGCCUCGUCUCCGUGAAACGAAGCUGUCAGACCUCGACUCGAGCUUCCCAAACGAAUCUGUGAUUUUCUUUCACGUGUUCUUCGCAGAAAGGCAAAAUUUUAUUCGAUCAGACAACGAAGAAAACGUAUAGCAAUUCUUAUUUUUACUUAAUCCAUUCUUUCUAUGAUCUUAGACUGAAUCUUUUGCACUCGAACUUUCUUGGCUGCAAAUCUAACUCUGAAUUAUAAAAGUGCAGUGUAUUGCUUGCCACAGAGGCAUGAUCAGUGCCUGUGAAGAGUAUUUCGAGUGCAAAGAGUUAAAAUCGUCUUUUCUAUUUCCUUUUAUGACUCUACCUUUCUUCGAAUAAGAAUUUUGCCCUCCUCUGCUAGCGAAGAAACGGAAUCGAGAAUCCCCCGGUGGAAAAUCCCGCGAGUCCCCGUUUUCAUUCACGCAAUCGUUCAGUGGCAAUCGUGGAAGAGUGAUAUCCGCGGGGACGAGUUUAUCACUGGCUGGUUCCGUGACAGAACGUGUGACAUCGUGAUCUAUCGAGAGUAUCGGACGUAGUAUCGUUUUCCAAGUAAGAAGAGAAUCGUCAGGAAUCCACGAUAAAAGGCUCGCAUCUAACGGGAAAAUGAUGCGGAAAGGACUCAAUCCCUCAAAGCUCUUGCUGAGUGCAGCGCUAUUAGCGACCUGCGCGUCGCUCGUUACAUCGUCGUCUCUGAAUAGGGAAAGGCGGCACCUCGGCAGCGAGGAAUCUAGUCAUCGACCAAGUAGUGCCCACACACCGUCGAGUCGGAGUUUCAAGUCAUCGACCAGCAGGAGCAACGAGAUAACUACAGAACCCGGAAGGAAAGUGUCGCACCGACUAAUUGGAGGACACUUGAGAACCACUACUAACCGAGAACCAUACGAAGCGCUCUGGGACGACGGGAUUCUUCUCUCGUCGGCCGGAAACGGUCGCGAAUCCAAGCCUAGUCGCAAGGACGAGGACGACGAGAAGAAGACCCUCUCGCAGCAAGUGAAAGAGGGAAAGUACGGGCUUAUACAGAACGAGAUCUACAGAAAUCGACCGAAACGGCCAGGUAUAAUCAGUUACACGAGCAAUCCCGAGGUGCCCAAGGACACCCUCGAUAAUUUGGGUGGUCUCGAUGAGGACGAGAUCUGGCUGGCAGAGAACCACGUACUCGUCCUCAGAGGCGGGAAAUUUCCUGGUCAUGAAACCACGCAGGGCAGCGGGGACGGCGAGACGACCUGGCCACCAAUCGACGACUACAAAGCGCCCAGAAGACAGGUUAAGAUACCCUCUAAGCCCAAAGUACCGCCGCCCUUUCCGGUUCAACUCACGGAGGGUGGACCCAUACAGAUCAUCGGGCCGAACGGGACCAAGGAGAUCGGAAAUGGGACCGUGGACUUCAAGAAGGACCCACUGUUCGCGAAGGGACUGUUAUCAGAGGACGGCCCACUCUUUGCCAUUAUAUCGAAUGGAACCAUCGUAAUGUCCAACGAGGACACGGAAAACAUCACUUCCAGAGACAAUGGAGUGAACUCUGAUGUUCCGCCGGGCAAUCUUCCGCCAUUUUAUCACGCCAUACCACCAGGAGCCGUGUUUCUACCGCCGCCCAGUAAUCAAACGGAUUACGAUGAGGAAGAUCAAUCUAUUUACUAUCCGCCGCCGUACAGCUUCCAGUAUCAGCAGGACAACACAACCGCGGUACCACCUGGUCCUCUGGUCCCUGGAAUCAUCCUACCACCCCCGCCAGACUUCUUUUCCCCUCUAGAAGACAAGAAGACCACCAAGAAGUACACCAAACGCCCUGGAACCACCCCGUUACCAAGAUCCAGACCGACGUAUCUGCCACCAAGGAAACUCACCACUAAAAGAUACAAGAGUACCACCAUCGUGCCGGUCACCAAGCCAAGAACGAUCGACGAUGCAUCAAACAACCUAAAACGUCGAACGACACUCAAGAACGCGACUCGUAAUUCCACAGCCAGCACUCUGAGAACUGUUCCGUACACGCAAACCACAACGCUCGCACCUGAGAAGCCAACGACUCUGGACAAUCCCGAGUUCUACAGCCUAGGUCCCAUCACGGAGAACCGCGUGACCAACCAGGAGAACGUUCCCGAGAAGAACGAAGCCUGGUCAGGCCUGGUAACCAGUAAGACGAUUCCUAUAAUGAGUUACUAUACCACAUCCACGCAGUCCACCUUGGAGAAGCCCGUGGAAGUAACGCCAGCCUCCAUAAGAAGCAUCGUCACCACUGGUAACCCAGAACGAUCGCCCAGCCAAGCCUCCUACUACUUUUACGAGGAAUCGAACGGCGAACCCACCGUCACCACCGAUCCGAUUUAUUACAAAACCACGACGGAGUCGCCUUUCUACGAGACCGUGACCCAGCCGCGUCCCGUGGAGAAGAAAAAACAGUACUACAGCGUCGAGACCGUUCCGUCGCAGGAAACCUCGAAGGACUACAGUUUGAAGUACGUCGACUCGGUGGUGAAAAACUCCGAACCAGUCCGCUACAGCGACUCAACGGUCACGCGAUCCUCGUCGAGGUACGAGAGCGGCUCGACCAGGACUCAGGGUCAACGAAUGCUCCCAGAUCGCGCGCCUCUUUACUAUCAAACCAUAUCUGCCCGCCCAGUCCAGCCUUAUUACACCACGCCUAGGCCGCAGACCUACUACAGGCCUGACAAACCGAAACCUAUCUACCAAUAUAGCUUCCAAGCGGCUGACUACUCGAAACGCGGCAAUCAGAGAACCAACUAUGCACAGCAACCGCAAAACCUUCCUUACAACGAUUAUCCAGAAGUGAAGGCCCCUGGUUACAACGAGCAUCGAUUCGAUUACGAGCAGACCGAGUCCACCCAAAAGAGAUUGAGACCAGAGAGCCUACCCUACAAAAUCCAGCAGCCAGUUUACCCCUCGACGACUGCCAACUCGAUGAUAAACACCACUCCCAAUCCCCAUCUCACUUAUUACACCCACCAGGACGAGAAGCUCCUGGACGACGUCACGAAGGAAUACUUCACGAUCUUCGGCAAGAAACUGCCGCACAAAGGUAUGCCCAGCACCACUCCGAUUUACGUGAAGUCGACCACGGAGAGGCCAGAAUACGAGACGAACAGGUACGUCGAGAACGACUACAACAACGCAGAGGCACCCGUCUUCAAGACACCUAACGUGAAAGUGCACUAUGGCGACCAGUCGCAGAAACCGUAUUCCCUUAAAGAUGACAUUCUCGUAAACUACAGACAGCCUCUGCCUCCUAUCGAUCCGGACAGCGAGUUCAUCACGGUGGUCGACCCUAAUCGACAACAACCACCUAAUUACAGGGUACCAGAACGAGACAGGGAGCCCCUGGCGCCUCUUCGAGCCUACGCGCCUCAACCCCUGGUGAACCCAGCGCAUGGACCGUCGACGAAUUAUGUGCCUAUAGCAGACUCUCCAGAGGAGCUCGACGAAUCCUACCCACAAUUGCCAAUUUCUCUGGAGGAUGAUAUAAAAGUCAACUAUCGUGAUCCACGACCCACCAUCGAUCCAGACGCGGAAUUCAUCGAUCCUCUUCCCGUGCCAGAAAACAAUCAGCCAGGGAAGCCAAAGGCCUACUUCGCAUACAGAUUGCCAGGCGAUGGAGGUCAUUUUUACUUCUUGACGCCCCAGGCCGUCGCCCAGAGGCCUGAGCGGAACACGGGGCACCUUUACUCGAAAUCGAGGGGCACGAGACUGCUGAGACGUCGACGGCGACCUGGCAACGUUUGAUCCUCCCACGCCAUAUAACCAUUUAGGAUUUACGAAGAAGACGUUCGUCGAGAGAGACGUAUCGUUAGGAUAUUAUUUAUACGUGUAAAUAUUAUACUCAACAGGGUUGGAAACGUUUUUAACCAGGUGACGAAUAACGUUUCGGAAGUCCUUCAAGUGAAUAAAGCUGUUCGAAUAAACUGCUUUAUCUAUACAAUUAUCUAGUUCAACAAUCGCUCGAAUAAAAAUGUUUUGUCUAGAUAAAGAUUGACUCGAAUAAAAAUGUUUUACCUGGAUAA
Messenger RNA from Hylaeus anthracinus, 4383 nucleotides. RefSeq lists its product as uncharacterized. NCBI's taxonomy places the organism in Eukaryota, Metazoa, Arthropoda, Insecta, Hymenoptera, Colletidae. The record is from RefSeq and is a predicted model, not a curated record. The coding region runs from base 971 to 4105 and encodes 1044 amino acids. The transcript is spliced from 2 exons.